AUGUCUACGCCGGGCGACGACGAGCUGCGCACCGCAGUGCGUGAUGCACGUGACGCCAACCCCGAUCUCGGCGCGCUCAAGCUGUUGGCGGCAAUCAAGGAUGCCAAGGGUUGGACCUUGAGCGAGAAGCGCUUCCGCAAGGCACUGGCCGACGUCGGUGGCACGGCUGCGGGUGGGGGCGCUGCAGCCAAGCCCAGCGCGAAGAAGAAGAAGGGCAAGAAGAGCCGCCGCGUCGGUGACCACCUCGAGCCCGAGACGCACCUCGACUCCACCCUUGACAUUGCCACGAUCGCACCCAAGGUUAAUGCGAGGAUGUUCAAUGACGCGCGGGGCAAGGGGUUGGUUGCGGCCGAGGAGCUGCAGAUGGGCGAGAUGAUCUGGCGCGAGGACCCGUUCGUCGCUUGUGCCUCACCUGCGUUGCACUCGAUAUUGGCCAGCAACCAGAUGUGUAGCCACUGCCUCAUGGCGUGGGACCACCUCCCGCGUACGAUUGCCGCCUGUCCCAAGUGUCCCGCGUCCUUCUGUUCACGCCUGUGUCUUCAGCGUGCUCAGGAGAGCUCGCACCAUCCCCUCCUCUGCGAGGGUACAAACCCGGCCGCUGCGCCGCUUAACGAAUUUGUCCAGGGCCGCGAGUGGCGGUCGCUGGGCAUCGUCGCGCGCAUUCUCGCCCGUUUCCUGACUUCGCGGGCGUGGGAGGGUGCCGAGGCGGCCAAGGCGUUCGAGAAUCGCGUCUUCUCCUUUGCCCGCGUCAACAUGGAGGAGCGUGAGCGUGACAACCCCUCUUUCCGGGCCCAAGAGGGGACGAUGACCGCCCUCUGGGGCAUGGGCCAUCAGCUGCUCCUCAGCGCGCUGCAUCCCCAGACCGAGGUCGAGCAGGCGCGCCUCACCAAGAUCCUGCGCAAGGGCGGUCGCCAGGUCACGCCGCUCACUGACGAGGAGGAGCAGCGUUGGUUCUCGUACCAAGCGUUCCUCGAACUGUUGGGAAUGGUCAACCUCAACCUCGAGGACUCGGGGGGUCUGUAUGCGCUGCAUGCGCAUCUGAACCACUCGUGCGAGCCGAACGUGCAGGUUCGCAACCUCCCCAAGGGCUGGACGCCGCCCGACUCUCUCCCUGCGCCUCUCCCCGAACAGCUACAGCGUGGCACGCACAAGCUUACUCUGCUUGCACGCAACACCAUUCCUGCAGGCGACGAGCUGACCAUCUCGUACGUUCCGCUGGACAUGCCGCGCAACGAGCGCCAGCAGGCCCUACGGCUGGGCUACGGCUUCUGGUGCGACUGCGCGCGCUGCGAGCGGGAGAAGACCCCGACGAAGCCUGCGAAGGAGGACCCAGAGGCCAAAAGGCGGAAGGAGGAGGCGGUGGAGAGCAUCGUCGCUGGCGUGGAUGAGCUCGCGGUCGACGACCAGUUGUAG
This is a messenger RNA of Cutaneotrichosporon cavernicola, 1413 nucleotides long. RefSeq lists its product as uncharacterized. The transcript has 3 exons. Lineage: Eukaryota; Fungi; Basidiomycota; Tremellomycetes; Trichosporonales; Trichosporonaceae. The record is from RefSeq and is a predicted model, not a curated record. Gene Ontology annotation, biological process: negative regulation of gene expression, epigenetic. The coding region runs from base 1 to 1413 and encodes 470 amino acids. Gene Ontology annotation, molecular function: protein binding; histone H4K20 methyltransferase activity.